AUGUCCGACAUCUUGAGCAAGACCUUCCGGGGCCUGGACCAGCUGCGGCCGCUGCUGCUGGAAGUCUUGGAUCACUAUAGGCCCCUUGCCGUGGUUGUGAUCGGCGACGAGAGCGCCGGGAAGUCAACGCUCCUCGAGAUGCUGAUAGGGAAGCCUAUUUUGGCGCGCAAGCGUCGCUUCUGCACGAAGCUGGAAAUACGCGUCUGCCUGCGACGUAAUCCGGACGUGUGCAAAACCACCUUGUUAGUGUACACGGUGCGGGAUGGCAAGGAGGUGCCUGAUGGAGAGCCGAGGGAGGUUCCCCAGGAGAAUGGCUACGACUGGGUGCAGGAGGAAAUGGAUCGCCUUGCUUCGGAGCUUUCGGACAGCCAAGCAGGCGGCAUCGUCACCGAGAAGAUAAUUGUCAUCGAGGUGCAUGGGCCAGAAGUCCCAAGCAUCGAUCUCAUUGAUAACCCUGGGCUGACCUCUGUGCCGAAGGAGAAGGAGGAGGCCGUGCUGCAGAUUGUGCAGAAGCAAGUUGACGACGACCAGCGCAACGGACGGAACAACAUGUACCUGGCCAUAGUCCCUGCCGCCGGAGAUGUCAAGCCGAACACGAACAAUGCCAUGAAGUUCAUCAUGAAGAACAAUCUCCAGGAUCGUACAGUGGGAGUGUUUUCGAAAUGUGACCAGACGAACAAAGCGGGGGGCUCUGAGAUCCUCCGGGCCCUCGCCCUCAACGAGCCUACCAAGCAAGGGGAGUCUCCUGAAAUGCUUGGCCGGGUGGAUGUCUCAACCUGGACCGCCAGCAUGCUUCAGCAGCCGGAGGAGGGCACGUACUCAAACAACUUCGAGAGGUUAGAAGUCCAAGGACAGAACGAGACGAAAUUCUUUCUGGAGGGCGAUGAGAACUUCCGCUGUUUGUACGAGCGAGGUGUCGCGGGUAUGCGCGCGAUCGUCCACAACAUCGAGCGCUCGUAUCUGAUCCACCUGCAUGAGACCUGGAUGCCUCAAACCAUGCGCAAGUUGCUUCUCAAAGAGAAGGAGGUCGAGUUCCGCAUUUGCAUGACAGGGCUCGUCCAGGACGAAGCCGAGCGGUCAACGUUGGCCAGGAAGGAGGUGGAAUUUCGCCUGGGCAAGUCUUCUGGCGUCACACAGAGAGUGUACCAUCAGUUCAUCCGCAACACUUUGCGCGGCUACCUUGCUGUCAAGGUCAACGAACGACUCUCUCGCUACCAGGGAGCUGGUUUUGUCUGCGAGGGCUGGAAGCAGAUGCAGGAGAUGAGAUCGCUCCAAGCCGAUCUGUUUGCCAUCAUCAAGAGUGCCAUCCAGCAGAUGAAAGAGGGACUGGUGGUACCUUUGGAGAGUUGGUUGCAAGCUGAGAGCAAAGUCGUGAAGAUGCCGGAUGGCGACCGCGUGAACUUGCGCACGGAGGGCGGCGACGGUUCCUUCUUGGAUCGCUUUGACGGCGGAAAACCUAAGAAGGAGCUAGUGGCGUUUCUUCAAGCCACGGGCAUUCUGCAGCUGAGCAACCACAGCAGCUACACAGACAAGAUCGUGGCGGCUUGUGUUAAUUUGAUCGAGAAUGCCGGAGCCAAGAUCCAAAAGCAAUGCGAAGAUUUGCUGUCCUGGCUCCUGGACUUGGAGAGUGGCUCCUCCUCCUGGGGUGGCAUUCAGGUUCACCCGCACCUACUUGACUCCACUGCCGACGAGGAGGUUAGCAAGGUCUCGCUCAGCUUGGAAUCGGGGCGUUUCCUGGACAACCUCUUGGCACUCUUCCUCCGGGAAGUACCGGCCCCCGACGCGUUGCAAAAGCUCCAUGAAGGCAUUGAGGUCGGCAAGGAGCGGCCCGAAGCCGAGCAGGAACUCCGAAGCCUGGAGGAUGAGCUGAGGAAGCUUGAAGUAGCCAAACGUGGCAUCAUCAGCGCUCUGCGGAUCAAGGACGAGGAAUAUGAGCAGAUGCGACUGGCAUUGGAGGCUGAGGAUAGUUCAGCAGACUGCUGCUUGGUACGCGAAGGGACAGAAGCACUCUCGUGGCCCGCUUCAACUUCCUCCGCGAGCUCCGCUGAGAGUCGCAGCGUGCAGGCCGAGGAGCAUGAUUCCACGCCACGUUCAACACCAGCCGAAGCAGCCGGAGAGGAGCUUCCAGUUCCUGAGCCUCUCCGUGAACUCAGCAGUCUUGCAGAGGUCCCUGCUCCUGAGGUGAUCGCAGCUGCAGAGGUUGACGAAGUCGAGGGCGGCAGCGUGCACAGUUUCCAGCCAGGGGACCGCGUGAAGUUCCUCCAAAGCGACCCACAGGUAUCCAAUUGGUCCGGGGUACCGACUCCGACUUUAGAAUUUCUCGCCGGUCAGGUCACCACGAUCCAUCGUAUCUCUGAGUCCAAGAAGGGCUUCACAACGCGAAAUUUUCCGACCUUAUGGGCUCCUCUAUCCGCAGUGGAAGCUGUAGAGGGUGAGGAACCGGAGGUCGAAGGAAGCGGAGACGCAGCUGUGGAGGUGCCGGCGACCAGCAGCGAAGAUGCCGCUCACGAGCUCGAAGCGGAGGUGCCGCGGCCCACUAGCGAAGAUGCAGCGGACAAGCCGUCUGCCGAGGUACCGGUGACGACCAGCAAAGAUGCAGCUGCCGAGUUCGCUGCAGAGGCCUUGGUGACCAACAAGGACGAUGCAGCUGACAAGCUGUCUGCAGAGAUGCCGGCGACCCCCAACGGAGAUUCGGCUGGGGAGCUCGCUGCAGAGGUACCGGCGACUCCGGCGACCGCCAGCGGAGCUGCAAAUCAGGCUCGCCAUCCGCCUGGUACACAGCUCCGAGCCCUCCGUGAUGCACGCAUGCGUGAGUCGGAGGACCUGGGAAGUGAGUGCAAGGGCCGCGUGAAAGCUGGCUCGGAAGUCGAGGUCGUCCAAGAGGGCAGUGGCCGCCGGGUGAAGGUGCGCCAGACUCAUGAAGAUGGCUCAGCGGAAGGAUGGGUCAGUGUCUGCACAAGGGAUGAUGCGCCCUUGUUCGAAGCCGUAGAGACCAGCAAGGAACCCCUGCCUUCGACGGCACCCGCUGCCACCCCCGGCGCCCCGUCGCCGGCGGAGCCAGCAGAGGUGGAGAAUCCCCAGCCUGAGGAUUUCAUGGAAGGGCAAGAGGUGGUCGUGGACGGCUUGAAAAACAACACGGAGCUCAACGGACAGCUGGGCAUCCUCAAGGAGAAGGCCAUGACGGAGGGCUGCUGGAAUGUCGAAGUCGGCGAGAAAAUCUACAAAGUCAAGAUCCAGAACCUCCGGGUGGCAGGUGACCGAUUGGGCAGUGUGCCGGACUGGUAA
Molecule: messenger RNA, 3285 nt
Organism: Symbiodinium pilosum
Lineage: Eukaryota; Dinophyceae; Suessiales; Symbiodiniaceae
Source: the annotation of a GenBank genome assembly